AUGUGGGUGUUUUAGACCUACCGUACUGCUACGUGUCAAACGUUCUCAAAGGUCAUUUGAAUUAAAUAAUUUGAAUAAGAGUGGCUAUGUGCACUUAUCAUCAUUACUCAGUCCUUCCCUGGAGUGAGUGUUGCAGGCAUGAGCGCCUGGCAGAGCUGUGUGCAGUAUUUAUUUUAUUAUGAAACGCCAAAAACACUGGUUAUUCCCAACAUAACUGCCGGGUGUGUGUUCAGGUUCACCCAGCUGCUGGUGGUGCUGUAUGUGCUGGGGUAUGUGUGUUUGGUGCAGAAGGCGUACCAGGACACGGACUCUGUGGUGAGCACCGUCACCACCAAAGUGAAAGGGUUCGCCUUCACCAACGCCUCCAGUAUCAAAUACUUUGACGUGGCUGAUUAUGUAAUACCACCUCAGGGAGGAAGUUCAUUCUUUGUUUUAACCAACAUGAUCGUGACCCCUCAUCAAACUCGGUCACGCUGUCCCACGUUUCCAAACCCUUCUUCUGUUUGUGUGGAUGACUGUGACUGCAUCGAGGGACUGAACGAUCCUCGGGGCAGCGGUAUUCAGACCGGUCUGUGUGAGAACUUUUCUACGACUGUGAAAACCUGCGAGGUGAUCUCAUGGUGUCCUCUGGAGAUAGACGCUGGUCUGCCUGAACACGCUCUGCUGGAUUCAGCUGAGAACUUCACCGUGUUGAUCAAAAACAGCAUCACGUACCCGAAGUUCAAAAUCCACAGAAGAAACAUAGCACCUCAUAUUAACUCCUCAUACCUGCGCAGCUGUGAGUUCAAUCGAUCCACAGACCCGGACUGCCCCAUCUUUCGCCUGAAAGACAUCGUGUCGGAGGCCGGGGAGGACUUCCAGGACAUGGCUGUGAAGGGCGGUAUCCUCGGUAUUAUCAUCGACUGGAGCUGCAAUCUGGAUUGGUGGGCCGGGAAAUGUUCCCCUAAAUACAGCUUCCGUAGGCUGGACAGCAAAAGCCCAAACAAUGACGCGGCUCCUGGUUACAACUUCAGGUUUGCGAAAUACUACAUGGACCAAAGUGGAGAGGAAUUUCGAACAUUAUUUAAAGCUUACGGGAUCCGGUUUGAAGUCAUUGUAUAUGGAACUGCGGGAAGAUUUGGAAUGGUCCCUACUAUAGUGAACUUGGGUGCAGCACUGUCAUUCCUCAGUUUGGUUCCAGUGGUUGCUGACUGGUUUCUGUUGACGUGCCUGAGGAAAAGAGAUCUUUAUAGCAGACAUAAAGUCUCCUAUCUGAGAGAGGAUGCUGACACUGAGGGAGAGACAAUGCACACCAGCUAUGGAACCAAGUAGCCGGCAUCAACAUGCAUUGGGGUCGCUCUAUCAAAAAUAAAAUGACAACAGAGAUCUAAAACAUUA
Molecule: messenger RNA, 1377 nt
Organism: Eleginops maclovinus (Patagonian blennie)
Lineage: Eukaryota; Metazoa; Chordata; Actinopteri; Perciformes; Eleginopidae
Gene: p2rx4b
Product: purinergic receptor P2X, ligand-gated ion channel, 4b
Exons: 12
Coding region: 139-1311 (390 amino acids)
Biological process (GO): response to ATP; calcium ion transmembrane transport
Cellular component (GO): nuclear inner membrane; plasma membrane
Molecular function (GO): purinergic nucleotide receptor activity; extracellularly ATP-gated monoatomic cation channel activity; ATP binding
Source: RefSeq, a predicted model, not a curated record